AUGGUUUGUGAUGUCGGAGCCAUUCAAGAGAUGUCGGUGUUGAACACAGAAAAGGAAGUCAGAGGUUUCCUGGGAUGUCUGCAAUAUAUUAGUAAGUUCAUUUCCAAACUGACGAUGGUUUGUGAUCCCAUCUUCAAACUUCUGAGGAAACAUCAACCUAUUGUGUGGGAUGAACACUGUCAGGAAGCCUUCAACAUAAUCAAGGAAUACAUGAUGAAGCCAUCGGUACUUAAGCCGCCAAAGGAUGGCAAGCCGCUAUUCCUAUACUUGGCCUUGGAGAAAGAAGUUGUGGGGGCAAUGGUAGGGCAGUAUGGACCUAAUGACGUGGAGCAUGUGGUCUAUUACCUUAGCAAGAACUUGUUGCCUUACAAGUCAAAGUACAACCUCGUGGAAAUGACGUGCCUAGCCAUGAUAUGGCUACAAGGAAGUUAA
This is a messenger RNA of Ricinus communis (castor bean), 432 nucleotides long. RefSeq lists its product as uncharacterized. Bases 1 to 432 code for a protein of 143 amino acids. The record is from RefSeq and is a predicted model, not a curated record. Lineage: Eukaryota; Viridiplantae; Streptophyta; Magnoliopsida; Malpighiales; Euphorbiaceae. The transcript has a single exon.